AUGAUUGAUCAAAAGAAUGGAGAAAUCUCUAACUUUGCCUAUUUGAUGCAUCUCAACACAUUAGCUGGACGAUCCUAUAAUGACUUGAUGCAGUAUCCUGUAUUUCCAUGGGUAUUAGCUGACUAUGAGAAUGCUGUACUUGAUCUAAAUGAUCCAAAGACAUUUAGAGAUUUUAGUCUUCCAAUGGGAGCUCAGUCUAAAAGAUUGGAAAUGUUUAUUGAGCGGUACAAAUACUUUGAAGAUCCAAUGGGUGAAGUGUCUACUCCUUACUAUUAUGGUACACAUUAUUCUUCAGCAAUGUCUGUGGCUUCAUUUCUUAUUAGAAUGGAACCCUUUACUAAUUAUUUUAUCAAAUUUACAGGUACACGUGUGAAUGGUGGUCACUUUGACUUAGCUGAUCGUAUGUUUCAUAGUAUACCAGAAGCAUGGAAAUCUGCUAGUGAUAGUAACAUGGCUGAUAUUAAAGAACUUAUACCAGAGUUCUUCUAUCUCCCAGAAUUUCUAAAAAACACCAAUCAAUAUGAUUUAGGUGUCAAACAGAAUAGAGAUGUACUAGGUGAUGUAGUUCUACCACCUUGGGCUAAAGGAGAUCCUUUAGAAUUUAUAAGAGUCAACAGAGAGGCUCUGGAGUCAGAUUAUGUAUCUGCUCAUCUUCACAAGUGGAUUGAUCUUAUAUUUGGAUAUAAACAGCAGGGAAAAGAUGCUGAGAGGGCCCACAAUGUCUUCCAUCCACUCUUCUAUGAAGGAACAGUUGAUAUUGAUACAAUUGAAGAGCCAGUUCGUCGAAAUGCUGUCAUCUCUUUUAUACAUAACUUCGGACAAAUGCCUAAACAACUCUUUAAACGACAACAUCGUAGUAGAAAAGUCUUUGCUGGUACUGCAUUAGGGAAUCCUACUACAGAUCCUUCCACAAUAGGGACUCUGUUACCACAAGUAUUCUUCAAGAAUGUAGCUCAGUUACUACCAUCCAAAGAUCCUAUAAAAGUUAUUAAUGGUGAAGUUGGUACAAUUAUUGUCCCUCCAUCUGAUCGUCAAUUGUUAGUUCUGGAAAAGAGGAGGAUCCUAUUACCAGGUCAUUAUCCUCGGUACUUUGCCUGGGGUUACAUGGACCAUAGUGCUAGAAUAGCACUUGUAGAAGGAGACAAAUGUAUCUCAGUCUUUGAAGGUCUUCAACAAGGUAGAAUUCAUUGUGCAUCUGCUCUAGACGAGAAUAUACUUCUAACAGCUGGAGAAAGUACUAUGUUUGAAUGGGACAACGACAAUGUUAUUGUUACUGGAUCAUCUGAUGGAGUAGUCAGACUAUGGCGUGUUGAAUAUGAAAGAGAUGACGCUGACCAGCUACCUCAUGACCUUUAUCCAGCCACACCCCCUUCUAUAUAUGUUGAUACUGAAUAUCCUACACUCUGUCCAGUUUACCCUGGAAGACCUCUAAAACUGGUCAGAUCUACUAGAGAUACUAGUUCAGACAGCAUUGCAAAUGACAAAGAAGAGGAAGAUGAAUUUGAUACAUCAGCAGCUAUUGAACAACUGGAAUCAUCUGAUACAGAGAGCUCUGAGGCUUUGAGAGGAACGACUAGCCUUGACAGAGAAGAGGAUGAAGUACCCAGUACAAUAACUACUGCUAAUGUUGAUGAUGAUGAGUUAACUCAAGAUACAACCAAGUCAGAUGCUAUUACUGAAGACAAGACUACUGAAGAAUCAUCAGUGCUCAUACUCUCACAAUGCAUAUUCAUAUCAGAGACAAGACAAUGCCUCGCAGCUGCUGUUACUAGUAUAGCUGUGUCUAAAGAUCACAGAAAAUUGUUUAUUGGUGAUGCUCGAGGAAGAGUCUUUAGUUGGUCUGUAGCUGACAGUCCAGGUGGAGUAAUGGAACACUGGAUUCUUGAUGAUGCUGUUAAUAAUUGUAUGAGAUGUAAUGUAGAGUUUACACUAACUGAAAGAAAGCAUCAUUGUCGUGACUGUGGAAAAAUUUUCUGUGCAAAAUGUAGUGAUUACCAAAGUGAAAUAGAGAGACUAAGAAUUACCAAGAAAGUUCGUGUGUGUCUUGAUUGUUAUGAUAGACUAAGAUUUACAUAA
Molecule: messenger RNA, 2076 nt
Organism: Gigantopelta aegis
Lineage: Eukaryota; Metazoa; Mollusca; Gastropoda; Neomphalida; Peltospiridae
Product: WD repeat and FYVE domain-containing protein 3-like
Molecular function (GO): metal ion binding; protein binding
Source: RefSeq, a predicted model, not a curated record